Molecule: messenger RNA, 2256 nt
Organism: Penicillium malachiteum
Lineage: Eukaryota; Fungi; Ascomycota; Eurotiomycetes; Eurotiales; Aspergillaceae
Exons: 6
Coding region: 1-2256 (751 amino acids)
Biological process (GO): positive regulation of transcription by RNA polymerase II
Cellular component (GO): nucleus
Molecular function (GO): DNA-binding transcription factor activity, RNA polymerase II-specific; zinc ion binding; transcription cis-regulatory region binding
Source: RefSeq, a predicted model, not a curated record
AUGCGCUCUCGAACUGGCUGCUUAACAUGCCGAACUCGAAAGCUCAAAUGCGAUGAACAAAAGCCUGAAUGCUCACAAUGUCGCAAGGGUGGUCGAGAAUGUCGUCCCAGCGAAGGUAUUGUGUUUCGCCACCAGCAGAACGCAUCUAUGAAUAAGGAUCCUGCGUCAACACCGGAAGGUCGUGGCAAUCUGAAGGGUUUCUAUUCGUACAAGAACACAUUUGAUAAGGAUAGUGUUUGGCUUGACAUUCCAAAACACGUCAUCUUUGUCGACAAUUCUGAUCCAUACGCCGAUGACCUCGAGACCUCUUUAGCCGAAUCCAGUGCGAUGGCCUUGGCCCAAUCGCGAAAUCAGAGAUGGGGUAGUGGUUCAAGGGCAAGUGACGCAGAAACACAUGGCCUGGAAGCCUUGUCUGCGGUCGCAAGCCAUGAUCGCUUCCCAUAUUCUCCUCUAGAUCAUCCCUCCGUCUCCGAUAGCGUCUCAUACCCCUCCCCAAGCCGAUCGCGCGGCAGUGCCAUGCCUCCUCCCACAUCUCCCUCCAUGUCCUUAUCCGCCAGCAGUAAUAACACCAACAUCAACUUCCUCCUUAACCCGUCCCACUCUUUAUCUCCAUCGGUCGACUCCACAGCCCUUCAUGGUGUUGAUCAAAGGAGUACUUCGCUUCCCUCGAGACCUGCCGCGGUUCACACACCCGUAGAGCACCAACUAGAUUGUAAUGCCGAAACAGACUUCGAAGUGGCAUUCCUGUUGCGCCACUAUUCAGAAGGACCAGGCUUAUGGAUGGAUCUGUUUGAUCUGGGAACAUACUUCGCAUCAUAUGUUCCAGUAAGAGCAAUGUCCAACCCUUUACUUAAGUACGCCGCUUGCGCUUAUGCCGCAAAGCAACUCGGUCGCGUCAAGGGCGCCAAGGCAAAGAUGGGCGGUGUCUGCUCACGGCAAGCCGCCAUGGAGACUUGGCCUGGGAAAGAUGAUGAUUUCCUCUGGCAUGGAGCCAAGUAUUAUGAAAAGGCCAUCCAGCUGCUCAUGAAAGAGUUGCAACCUGAUGCAGAGGGGCCGCCUCCGCUGAGCACACCCGAAGCUUUUGGGCAAUGGCAGGCUGCGGAGCUUUGUGGUGAUGGGCAGAACCCUCGGAAGCGACGACGGCGAUUGUCAAAUAGUCGGCUUUCGCGUGGUGUUCAUUCGGAUGAGGUGCUGGCAGCGACUGCCAUCUUAUCAGUAUAUGAGUUUCUUGACGCGACCGGGCCGGCUUGGAAUCGGCAUUUAAGCGGUGUCAAAUCGUUGCUUGAUGUAGCUGAGGUUGGGAUCAUGCCAUUAGAGUCUCAGUCCGCGGAUGGAGACAGUCCGUAUCAUACAAUAAGGAAGUCUGGUCUUCCCAGGGCGCGAAAGGCGGCAUUUUGGAACUUUGCGCGACAGGACUAUCUGGCUGCUUUCAUCAAUGAGUGCCAUACGAGACUUAACACUGAAGACCUAGUCCUUUGGACCGAGGCUGGUCUGCGAAUGGAUCACAUGGGAUUUGUGCGUCCUAGUAAUAUGGCAGCGGCAGGAUACCCGGAAGGCGAUGAUUUCAUGAAAGAAGAUACCAUCUGCAACGCCUUGGUCUGGAUCUUAUCGAAGAUCGUCAACUUCAUCAGUUCCGGCGAUAACUUAACCAUGAACGAUAACCAAUCCGUCGACAGCGGGCCUCUGGGCAUAUCGCAGCAGGUUCUUCUUGAACGAUGGUACCGACUUGAAGCGGAGUUAGAUGCAUGGUACAGAGGCUUGCCAGACACAUUUCGCGCGAGUGCACGGAUUGAACCAUCGCAGUUAUCACAUUGUCACUCCUCCAAAGAAGCUAGUGAUUUGGUCACCCUGCAAGAAGUGUGGCAUAGUAUCCCCAUGUGUGCAUCCAGCAUGCAACAUUAUCAUAUGGCACGGAUCCUGCUUUUAAUUAAUAAACCGCAUGAAUCGACCAGUCGGCGGAACACAAUCACCCUCCGACUUCAAUCAUAUCGCUCCAUCGAGGCUGAGAUCGGGUUCCACAGUCGUGAGAUCGUCGGCAUUGCUCUUUCUCGUCCCGAUGGCAGUGUGCGGAUUAAUUCGCUGCAACCACUCUUUGUUAGUGGACAGUGUCUGACUGAUCCGCGAGAGCGCCGAGUUAUCAUUCGGUUACUGAGAGCUAUUGAGGCGGAUUUGGGCUGGGCUACCGAGUACCGGGUUCAACAGUUGCUUAAAGAGUGGAACUGGGAUGAGAGCUUUCUUCAACCGGCAGGUAGUUGA